This is a messenger RNA of Somion occarium, 1592 nucleotides long. Lineage: Eukaryota; Fungi; Basidiomycota; Agaricomycetes; Polyporales; Cerrenaceae. The record is from the annotation of a GenBank genome assembly.
GUGCCAUCCUUUCGAACAUCCAUUUCGAUAUCAUUCUUGACUGGAUAGCUCGACUUUCGACGUUGAGAAUCUGCUAAACUAAUCGUGUAUGAUGCUUACAAGAUCUUUUUAGGAGGGUUAUUCAUUUGAGUCCUCUGAAAAUGCAGAAUAAUUACUGGGGACUGAAAGCUGGCUGCUUGUUAUACUGCGACAUUUCGGUGAGUCAUGCAAAAAACGCUUUGAGUCAUGGAUAUGCCCUGGAGCUUUGUUGGAAUACGCACGUGCUAUAGGACGAUUGAUCCUGAUCAUCUAGACGGUCACCCCAGAGCCGAAUUGAUACUUUUCUUGACCACCUUCGCUUGGGCCGCCGUCUGGUUGGGCUAGCAUGAUAUUUAAUUCUCACUGCGAUCUACCGCUUAUGGAAAGCCGUACUCGGUUUUGCGCCUCGACCAUGCGAGUCGCGACACGAUACAUCUCUGGACUACACUGCCUGCCUCAAUAACAGACUCGUGCAAGGAAUCCUACGACAAUCCUGAACAUGGAAUACGCUUGUUUUCCGCAAACAAUCCUCGGCAAAACAGUGAUAAAUACGUCCGCCGGCGCAUUGUGCCACUUCUUUAGUAUCAAAGCCAAAGGCCAAAGGGACAAAUGGCUAUUUGUUUAAAGGCGCCCAUCCAGCUACCCUACCUUCUUCCCCUCUACCCCUUAGUGUCUACGACUGGCUCGUACUCACGCGUGUCCGACGCGCCACUUUUGAGUCAAAUUGGCUUCCUUGUGUUUACUGUCGCCAUGUAUUCGCCUAUUGCCGCAUCUUCCGUGCCAAAUGGUCCUGGUUCUGUUCUUCGACCAGUGCAGCCCGUACCCUAUACGAGCCUUAGACUUCCACAGCCCGAGGAUUUCCUUCCGGAAAGUCGUGAUGCCACUCUUCAGAGGCAUCGUCUACGUAUGCAAGGAGUUGAGCAAUACCUCAAGAGGCAUCCUGACAACCCUCUACGAGAGGUUGUCACCCCUACGCCACCUCUCUUCGACACCUUCCUGCAUAUCAGUGCGAUGAGAUCUUUACAGUCAUUCACUCAGGAAGCCUUUGGUGUAGUCCGGACUCCUACUUCCGCUCCCCCGUCGCCCCUGUCGCGGUCACCUUCAGUCCCUUCAUCAACCCCGACCAUGACAAGUACCUCGAGCGUGAGUAUUUCCCCUGCUCCUCAAACCCCACCUCCCAAAAAAAUCAAGCUCAGCUCCGAUAUUCGCCCAAAAAUGAACCAAAGGCCCAUCGUGCAGCAACUCAUACCAGACGAACAUGGAUGCCACAUUGGCACUUGCGGGUUCAAGUUCUCUGUCAGAACUAGCAGAUGUCUCUCUCGUCAUAUCCGACAAGAACAUUUCCGCGGCGUACAUGGCAGAAAACAUGUUGUUUGCGGAUGGGUCAAUGAGGCUACCGGAAUGACCUGUGCGGAGAACCUGACUCUUGCGAAUAUGUUUGCGCAUGUCACUCGAUGCCAUGUACCUCUCACAUGGAAGUUCUCGUGCCCGCUCUGUGACCAUCAGUCGGAGUAUUCGGAAACAUAUUUUGCUGAGCAUAUUCGAAACAAACAUAUGGAACAGUGCUGAUGAUC